Messenger RNA from Heteronotia binoei (common prickly gecko), 2505 nucleotides. RefSeq names its product zinc finger protein 397-like. Bases 146 to 2299 code for a protein of 717 amino acids. The transcript is spliced from 4 exons. Lineage: Eukaryota; Metazoa; Chordata; Lepidosauria; Squamata; Gekkonidae. Gene Ontology annotation, cellular component: nucleus. Gene Ontology annotation, molecular function: RNA polymerase II cis-regulatory region sequence-specific DNA binding; DNA-binding transcription activator activity, RNA polymerase II-specific. The record is from RefSeq and is a predicted model, not a curated record. Gene Ontology annotation, biological process: regulation of transcription by RNA polymerase II.
GAGAGGCUACAAAGGGGGGCGGGAGGCGAGAAGUCACUGAAAUCCGCCAACUUCCUCCAUCGGGGGUCUGGCUUUGCUUGCAGCAAGCGUGGGGACAACGCCUGGAAAGGGAGAGGUCUAGUCAAGAAAGUUGUAAUUUAUUCCCAUGGUUUUCUAUAGGAAAAAUAUCACUGAGCAAUCACCCAAUAUGAAGAUGGAGGGUCAAGACACCACGAUAGGGGAGAUGCAAGAGGGGAUAGCAAAAAACCCCCAUGUACUCCAGGCUGGGAGUAUCAGAGAAUUCCUCCAAAGGAGGCCAGGAGUAAUUAAAGAGGAACCUAGUGAGAGUUUAUUGCAGCAAUGGGAAACCCAGUGGCAGCAGUUCCUCAGGACAGUAGAGUCCCCUCAGCCACACUGGACAAUUCCACUGUGGCCAAAGAAACCUUCACCCUGGAAGGAUGCCAAGGCCUUUCUGGCCUCCUUUGAGCAAGUGGCUGAAGCCUGCUGCUGGCCCAAGGAAGAGUGGGUGACCCGACUCCUGCCAGCCUUCAGUGGAGAAGCAGAGAAGGCCUUCAACAUUCUGGAUGUCAAAGACAGAGAGGAUUAUGGGAAGGUGAAGACAGCCAUCUUGAGAGAGGAAGCCCUGAACCGGGAGAAGCAGCGUGAAGAGUUCCGUCAUUUCUGCUACCAGGAGGCUGAGGGGCCACGAGGGGCUUACAGCCAACUGUGGGAAAUGUGCCGUGGGUGGCUGAGAGUGGAGAAACACAGCAAGGAGCAGAUUCUGGAGCUCUUGGUCCUGGAGCAAUUGCUGAACGUCCUGCCCUCAGAGAUUCAGAGCCGGGUGAGGGAGAGUGGCCCUGAGAACUGCUCCCAAGCAGUGGCCCUGGCCGAGGAGUUCCUCUUAAGGCAGAAGAAGCAGGUAACCUUGGAGGAGGCCUCUGGGAGCAUCUCUGAGACAGGCCAGGCUCCUUCUGAGGGCAAGCAGAAACAGUUUUCAAUACCUAUUAAGGAAGAGGAGGAUGGAGAGGCUGUCCUGAUGGCAGGUGAUGUACAGGAGAAUGAAAAUGAUGGAGGACUCCAGGUGUUAUCAUUGGACAAGGUCCACAAUGAAGAUUUGGAAGGAAACUUUGGGAAUCAUGGUGGACUAGAGAGGCAAGAUGGAAAUGGUAAUGUUGAGAGAAAUGAUAAAACCAUUCCUUGCCAAGGUGGGGGAUUCCAGAAAAUUCCAAUCCAAGAAGAAAAGGCAACUCAAAAUAGAAGGAAUAAAGGUCUCACAACUCACCUGAGAAUCUACAUAGCGGAAAAUAAAAAUGAAACUGUGGUGCUUGGGAAAAGUCAGAACUUGAAUCUUAUUUCACAUCAAGAAAUUCACUCAGUAGAUAAACCAUACAAUUGCUCAGUGUGCGGAGAGAGUUUCAGUUGGAGGACAGCUCUUACUUGGCAUGAAAGAAUUCACAAGGGGGAAGAUCUCUCCCAAAUUCCAGAGAGUGAAAACUGCCACAGUGGGCAACCACACCACGAAGAGUAUCAGGUGAUCCCAACAGGAGAGAAACAGUCUCAGUGCUCAGAGGUUGAGAAGAGUGUCAGUGACCACAUAAGCCUGACUGAGCAACAAAGAACACACACAGCAGAGAGACCUUAUAAAUGCUUGGAGUGUGGAAAGACAUUUCGGUGGGCAUCACAUCUGCAGCAGCAUCAGACACUCCACACAGGGGAGAAACCGUAUCAGUGCUCAGAGUGUGGGAAGAAGUUUACUCGGGUGUCAACCCUGCGGCAGCAUCAGAGAAUCCACACUGGUGAGAAGCCUUAUGAAUGCUCAGAGUGUGGGCAGAAAUUCAGUUUCAGUUCCCUCCUUCAACGCCAUGAAAGGAUCCACACUGGAGAGAAACCAUAUAAAUGCUCAGAAUGUGGGAAGGCCUUCCGUCACCGCUUAAGCCGCAAGGUGCAUGAAAGAGCGCACACAGGGGAGAAACCUUACAAAUGCUCUGAGUGUGAAAGUAGUUUUAGUCGCACAUCACACCUGCAACAGCAUCAAAUCAUCCAUACGGGGGAGAAGCCCUAUGAGUGCUCAGAGUGUGGAAAGAGAUUCAUUUCCCCAUUCCACCUUCAGCAGCACGAGAGGAUCCACACAGGGGAGAAACCGUAUAAAUGUUCAGAGUGCGAAAGGAGCUUCAGCCACUGCAUUAGCCUCACGGUACAUCAGAUGACCCACACUGGGGAGAAACUGUUCCAAUGCUCUGAAUGUGGAAAGAAGUUUAAUUGGAUAUCAUCCCUGAGGAAGCAUCAAAGAAUCCACAUGGAGGAGAAAUCUCCUGAGUGAUGAAAGAAAUUCAGUUCCUCAGCCUGACCUUUGUGGCACCAGAGGAUCCACACAGGGAGAAACCACAUCAGUGUUCAGAACCUAGAAUGAGAAACAGUGAGAUGUCAGGCCUUCAGUGGCAUUGAGGAAUCCACAGAUCGAAAACCAUAUUGCUGCUCAGUUUGUGGCAAAAGCUUUUCCUGCCAAAUAAACAUUAUGAAGAGUGA